AUGGCGCAAAUAAAACAAUCUUCCACUUUAUCGUCCAUUGAAUCUGAUAUUGUGUUAAACCCAUCGUUAACUAAGGGAAUGGGAGACUUAGGUUCGGGUGCGAUGACAGACAACGUUUGCACCGACACUCCUAUGCCGUCAACAGGUUUGCAAAAUUCUCGGUCGACGAGUCAGUUGGAGACAACCGGCGCUAACUUGUCAUCAAAUCUAUAUAAAAGUGCAUUCCUUAUACCUUAUAUAGUUAUGUUAAUAUUUGGUGGACUUCCUUUAUUUUAUUUGGAACUGGCUUUGGGUCAGUAUUAUAGCAGCGGUUGCAUUACUAUAUGGAAAAGAUUGUGCCCUAUUAUGAAAGUCAUUACUCUAUGCAAGUUUAGGGGAACUCAAGGAUUUCAUAAGUGCAAGAAGGGUAUAAUUAAAGCUAUAAUUGACAACUGCUAUAAUAAGUAG
Messenger RNA from Medioppia subpectinata, 447 nucleotides. Lineage: Eukaryota; Metazoa; Arthropoda; Arachnida; Sarcoptiformes; Oppiidae. The record is from the annotation of a GenBank genome assembly.